CUUGAAAAAUAAACCCUUUGGUGUAGAAGGUAUUUCACUCUACAGAUAAAAGAUUCAAUGGAUUCAAAAUGCAAGUCAUGUAUGUGUUCACUAGGGAGAUAACAUCCACAUCAUUUAAAAAUAGCACAGACCAACAUCCCCCUGUACAUUUCCUCUGACAUUAACUAAAUCACACAAAAGUAGACAAAGUUGAAUCAGAGUACCAGUGUGAAUAUAAGGGUACUGUAGAGCCAAACACUGCAAAUAAUGCCCCAGUGAAGCUUGACAGUUGGCCAUUUGUGCGAAUACAGUCUACAAACCAUUGGUCUGCCAAAGUAAGAACACAAGUUUACAACUAGGCUAGAUAUAUGCUGACAUACAAACAUUAAAUAUUAAUAUGAAAAGAAUGGAGUGUUUCUCUGAAUGAAUAUUAAUCUGUUACAGUCCCAGGGCACAAGACAGUGCAGAAGUAUAUAUUAUGUAGUAAAUAUCUUUGCCUAUAAAUCACUCCAUUAUUCAUGCAAGUUAUGUUGUAUGUAAAUAUAUUUUUAAUGGCAAUACGUCAUCACCAUGGUUUUAACUCUGGACUGCUGCGUCUUACCAUGGUUUCUAGCAGCAGCGAUGCAGUAAAUGUGAGACGAAAUUCUUUUUAAAAAUAAGGAGUAGUUCACUUAAAAAUGAUAGCUGACUUAAUGAUAAGGUUGCUGUGCAUUUGUAACAAAGCGAUUCGCUGAUUGGCGGCUUGUGCACGCAAUAUGCUUGGCGGCUUACUCCAUCACAUUAAUGUAAACCGUGCUAUCUUUACGUCUGGUAACCUCUACCCCGGCGCAGUUCAGAUCUUGCUUUUACAAGAAGAAAGCAAUAAUAACUCUACUUUAAUGUGAAAAUUCCAUAUAAAUCACACAGAACCUAUGUGUGAAAGCUUAACCAUUUAAGAGCAGUGGGAUUCUUUUUGACUUCUUUUGCUCUUGAUAGCUCCUUGUUUUGUCACAGUAGCUUUGGAAUGCCAUUAAAAGCUAAAUAUUCUGUGUGCUAGAAAAGGAGUCCAGUGUAAAGAGUGGAUUAAGGCUACAGCUGGAUCAUGUCGGCGGUGGCUAGCGCUCAGCCACACUUUGUCUUUGGAACGCAGGCCAGGGUGCCAAACAGCCUUGCCUAUUUUGAUGAACAGACCAUAAUUUUCCCGUCUGGAAACAACUGUGUUUUCUAUGACACUCACCGGAAAUGUCAGCGCUUCGUUACAGCUACUGAGAAAAGCCAAGGAUUGCAGGCCUUGGCCAUCAGCCCGGACCGUCUCUACCUGGCUGUGUCAGAACGCGGUGAGAAGAGCACCGUCACAGUGUAUGAACUUCAGCAAGAUUACAUGAGGAAGAGGAAGGUGCUGAGUGGAGAAGGCCUUUUGCAGGUGUUUGUCUGUAUGGCCUUCUCCCAUGACUCUCAAUACCUGAUUGGGCAGUCAGGAGAACCAGACUGGACCCUCUUCUUGUGGAUCUGGCAGAAGAAUAAGCUCAUUCCCACCAUAAAGACUGGUGGGCCCACCUCUCCCAUCUGUAAGGUGAGCUUCAAUCCUCAGGACAAUACUCAGGUCUUUGUGUGUGGACAUGGCGUGUUCAAGUUCUUCAGUUAUGUGGAGGGGACCCUGAAACAGACCAACAGCAAGAGGCAGGAGCCCCACCACUACCUGUCCUAUGACUGGGUGUCUGAGAGCGAGGUGCUGAUGGGCACUGACAGGGGCCAACUGCUCCUCUUCAGGUACCAAGACCUGCUGUGGAGGACAGACCUGAGAACCAUACAGGACCCUGAACGGUUAGAGGAGCAGAAGCAGGAAGACAUCCAUGUCACAGCCAUCGCUGCCUACUCCAAGGGCUUUGCCUGCUCCGCUGGACCAGGGUUGGUUUAUCUGUUCCAGAAGACGAAGGAUACGGACAUCUACAGGAUAUCCAGAGAGAUCCGGAUCCCGUUUGAUAUCUAUAGCAACGAUCCCAUCCUAGCUGUGCAGCAGGAGAUUGCCUCCAUGUGUGUUAGUCCACUGAAGAAGAGCCUGACAGUCGGCACUGACCUUGGGCAGCUCUACACCGUGGACUUGACCUCGGAGAAGGACCAACCCCAGUUUCAGUUCCUGUCCCACUCCUUCCACUGUGGUGCCGUUACCGGUCUGUCCAUCUGCAUUCAGAAACCGCUCCUGGCCACCUGCUCCAAGGACCGCACGGUCCGCAUCUGGAACUUCGAGACCAGGACGCUGGAGCUCUGCAAGGUGUUCUGUGAGGUUCCGCUCAGCAUAGCACUCCACCCCACCGGUCUCUCCAUCCUGGUCGUCUUCCUAAAAAAGCUGCUUUUGCUGAACUUGCUUAUCGAUGACGUCAGAACCUUCAAGGAGUUCCCUCUGGCAGGGUGUAGAGAGUGUGGGUUCAGCCAUGGGGGGCACGUGUUUGCAGUCGCCUGUGGAACCGACAUUCACUUUUUCUCCACUACAACACUGGAAAAAGUCCUGAAACUUACGGGUCACAAGAAAAAGGUUCAGUCCAUCGAUUGGAGUGAAGAUGACAGAAAGCUGGUGUCGCUUGAUGUGGAUGGUGCUGUUUAUGAGUGGAACGUCAUCACCGGCGAGCUGCAGUUAGAGAUCGUCCACACGUCUUACAUGUACACUAGUGUUGCCAUUUCCCCCGACAGCAAGAUCGUCUUUGUUGUGGGAACAGACUUUACCCUGAGAGAGAUUCAUGAUGCCAAGAUCCUGGCUGAAGUGCCAACCGGUGACGUCACCUACACAACGAUGGCCCUGUCCCGGUCCGGCAGGGUGCUGUUCUGUGGCACCACUACUGGAGCCGUGAUGGCCAUAUCCUGUCCCCUGUUUGAACCGAAGAACUUCCUGUACCAGGGCCAGGGCCACACUGCUCCUAUUACCAAGAUGAUCGUCACAUUUGAUGACCACUUCCUGCUGACUGUAUCAGAGGACGGCUGCCUGUUCAUCUGGAAGAUUGUCUGGGAGAGGUAUGGUCUGAAGAAGGACAUGGAGUUGUGCUACUUGGAGGAGAUCUUCAUCACCAAGUCUGACCUAGAGGAAAAGAACCGGCUCAUGCAGGAGCUCAGGACUCAAGUGAAGGAACUGAAAAUAGACAACAGAUUUCAGCUUUGCUUCAAGGACAUGGACCACGAGCGGGAAGUGCGGAAGAUGACGGAGAAGUACACCGAGGAGAUUGAGAACCUGAAAACCAACAACGAGGUUCUUACAACUGAGAAUGAGAGGCUGGAGCUGUUCCACGAGGAGACAAUGGAAGCAGUGGUGGAGAAGAACACCAGAGAGCUUCGAAUUUUAAAGGCGGAUACGUACCGGAAGCUGACUCACGAGUACGAGGUCUCCCACGCCAUGCAGCUCAACUCCCAGAAGAAGCUGGAGGAGUAUGAGUCCAAACUCCACAAGAUUGAGGACAGCCACAGACGGGUGCUCCAGGACCUAACUGGACGUUACGAGUCCAGGCUGCAGGAGAACAUUGUUAGGCUAACAGCAAGCGAAAGCGUGUCCCAUCAGCAGCAGCAGGAGUAUGAGGUGAUGAAGAAGAUGAUGGAGGAAGACGCGGACCGAGAGAUCCUGGACAUCCGCUGCAGAUAUGAGCACGAGCUACAGAAAGAGAAGGCCAUCGCCACCGAGUACCGGGACGAGACCGGCAUCAUGAGGAAAAAGGCCAGUCAUGUGCAGAAGGAGAUGAGCAACAAGAACACGGAGAUCGAGAAACUGAAACUGGAACUUCAGAAGCGUCAGAAUGUCAUCGAUGCCUUAAAGAAGGACAUUGUGGGCUUUAAGAAUGAGAUCAAACUGAGGAACAGCAAUAUUGAGGAGAAGGAGAAGUGUAUCAGUGAACUGAGGAACAUGAUCACAGACCUCGAUAAGUCCAAAUUUCUCAUGGACUACAAAAUCAAAGAGCUGCUGAAUAAAGUCGAGCCCAAUGAGAAGAUCAUCGAAGAGAUGAAGGAGCAGAUCCAGGAGAUGGAGGGUGAACUGGAGAUGUUCAAAACGGAGAACACCAAGAUGAAGCUGAUAAUAUCAGAACUCAAAGUGAAACUGAAGGUCUCAGAUACAGAUAAGCGUAGAGAAAUGCAAAAGCUGAGCAACAUGGAGUCUCGGAUGUGGAGCUUCAAGUCGGACCUUCACCACUGUGUGGAGUUCAUCCAGGACCCCCGGAGACUGAAGGAAGGGAUAUGGAAGCUCCACAGCACCUACCUGGAGCCGUCCGAUGUGGAGUUCAUCCAGCGGCUGGACUCCGACUCUCAGGAGAGCAUUCGUCAGGUUUUAUGUGAGCGGGAGGAAAUGGCGAGGAACGCGAUUCAUGCACUCAAGAGCAUGCUGGCCAGGGAGACGGAAACGCGCCAGGCUUCCACUAUGAAGACCAUGAAGGAAAAUGCAACACUGAUCACUGAGAUAAACAAUUUACGCUGCAAUCUGAUAAUCCUGGAAGAUCAGCUCCGCAAGAACCAGUCUGAGUUGAACAGAAAGCGGAACUUUUUAGAAGACGAAGGCCCCACGUCCCUGUUCCCCCUCACGGCAUUGGCUGAGGUGCAGAAGGAGCAAGAGCGGACCGCCCAGCUGCGGGUCGAGCCACUGAAGAGGCCUUCCCAGGGGGCCGAGGGGCAAGCCAAGCCUGGCCAGCCCCCCCACGGAGGCAAAGAGCCCCAGAGCAUGCCUGAGACAGGGGCCCUCCCCAGCCCCCCGUCGUAGAGCCAUAAUGGUUGUGAAUAUCAUUAACAUCUGCAUUCUGAAUGGGUGGGACUUUGUAUAUAAGAUGCUGGAAUUUCAUACAUGGUGAAACCAAAAUGUCAAAUUGGUUCAGUGUCAAAUUUAUUUAAAAAAUUAAAUUAAAUUAAAAAAAAAAAAUUCCUAUGGACCUAAUCUCUGAUCUGUGCCCAAUAACACCAUUACAUGGGACCGCUUCAGACCCAGGAGGUUAUUGUUCUGGUUUUUACUGGGGUUGGCCACCAGAUGUCAGUGUAAGACAAUUUGAAAUUAUUCUCGUAAAAUGGCGCAAUGAAACGGCUCCUAAAGACACCCUUCACUUUUUGUCUUUUAGUUUUAAGCCGUAAGAAAAAGGUGUGUUUUAACUUUCUCCAAAUUCAUGAACAGGAGAAAAACAAUUCCUGAUGUAAAGUUGUAAAUGCAGGGUUCAUACUUCCAUCUCCUGGAGGUGAUAUUAGAAUACUUACAGGAAUUGAAAACGCAUUUACUGUUCUCUCUGGUCUCAUGGUUUAAUUUAAAUCACCGGAUAAAAUAUCAGAAUAUUGUCUGUUCAUGACUGAAUUCACUCCCAGUCCCAAAGUGUGACCUCACCUCCACUGGUAGCUUAAGCAGCUAAAACACGCUGCAGAGAAAUUAAGCUUUUAAAAUGUGCCUGAAUAUGUUGCCUGUUUUUGCAUGACUCAUAAUAAAGACGCCUUCAACCUAAUUUUAAGAAGAAGGGCAGAAAAAAUA
Anguilla rostrata (American eel) is the source of this 5434-nucleotide messenger RNA. Its product is annotated as cilia- and flagella-associated protein 57-like. The record is from RefSeq and is a predicted model, not a curated record. Gene Ontology annotation, molecular function: protein binding. NCBI's taxonomy places the organism in Eukaryota, Metazoa, Chordata, Actinopteri, Anguilliformes, Anguillidae. The transcript is spliced from 24 exons. The coding region runs from base 1061 to 4687 and encodes 1208 amino acids.